Messenger RNA from Nothoprocta perdicaria, 2272 nucleotides. It is a transcript of the gene NFE2L1, whose product is annotated as nuclear factor, erythroid 2 like 1. Gene Ontology annotation, cellular component: nucleus. The transcript has 6 exons. The coding region runs from base 27 to 2258 and encodes 743 amino acids. Gene Ontology annotation, biological process: regulation of transcription by RNA polymerase II. The record is from RefSeq and is a predicted model, not a curated record. Lineage: Eukaryota; Metazoa; Chordata; Aves; Tinamiformes; Tinamidae. Gene Ontology annotation, molecular function: RNA polymerase II cis-regulatory region sequence-specific DNA binding; DNA-binding transcription factor activity, RNA polymerase II-specific.
UGCUGCAUGUGGCGCUUGGGGACAAAAUGCUUUCUCUGAAGAAAUAUUUCACGGAAGGCCUCAUCCAGUUCACCAUCCUGCUCAGCCUCAUAGGCGUUCGCGUGGACGUGGACACCUACCUGACCUCGCAGCUSCCCCCUCUGCGGGAGAUCAUCCUCGGCCAGAGCUCCGCGUACACUCAGACCCAGUUUCACAACCUGCGCAACACCUUGGAUGGAUAUGGCAUCCAUCCAAAGAGCGUAGACCUGGACUAUUACUUCACAGCUCGCAGGCUCCUCAACCAGGUGAGGGCCCUGGACAGGUUUCAGGUGCCCAGCACUGAGGUCAAUGCCUGGUUGGUGCACAGAGACCCCGAGGGCUCCGUGUCCAGCACCCAGCCCGGCGCCGGCAUCGCCCUCGAGAACGGCGGCGCCCUGCAGGAUGGGAGCAGCCCCGAGAGCCCUGGCGGCGGCGUGAGGGAGAGCGGAGCUGAGCAGGGCUUUGGUGAAGAGCUGGAAGAUUUGGGAGCGGUGGCACCUCCGGGGAACGGAGACCUCACCAAAGAGGUAGGCACUGCCUUUUUUCACCUGCAUUGCUCUGGUCUGAGCUCGGUCAAGCAGCUCGGGAAAAGGGGCAGAGAAGGGGCUGAAUUUGACUCCGUGGCUCCGGGUUCACCUCCUGCGGUGCCGGGCGCGGCGGAGCAGGCGGCGCUGUCCCUGGACGAGUGCCUGCGGCUGCUGGAGGCCGCCUUCCCCUUCGGGGAGCACCCGGAGUUCCCAGCCGCAGACGUCUCCACCCUGAGCGGAGCCCUGAGCGGAGCGGCGCCCAGCGAGAGCCGGGCGGGCGGCCAGGACCUCCUGCCCCCCCUGCUCGCCGACGCCGAGGCCCCCUUCGACCUGGAGCAGCAGUGGCAGGACCUCAUGUCCAUCAUGGAGAUGCAGGCCAUGGAAGUGAGCGACACGAGCRCUGAUGCCCUGUACGGCGGCUCGAGCGCGGAGCUGCUGAGCGCCAACUACAGCCUGGCGCCCGGCACCCCCAUCAACGAGAACGUGAGCCUGCAUCAGGCCUCGCUGGGCGGCUGCUCCCAGGACCUGCCGCUCUUCAGCUCGGACAUGGAGAGCCCCGCGGCGGCGGGCGGCCCGGCCCUGCUGCAGCUGGCGCCCGACAACUCCACGGGCCUCAACUCCACCUUCGGCGCCACCAACCUGAGCGGCAUCUUCUUCCCGCCGCAGCUCAACGGCACCGGCAACGAGACGGGUGGCCCCGAGCUGCCCGACCCGCUGGGCGGGCUCCUGGACGAGGCCAUGCUGGACGAGAUCAGCUUGAUGGACCUGGCCAUUGAGGAAGGCUUCAACCCCGUGCAGGCCUCCCAGCUGGAAGAAGAGUUCGACUCCGACUCAGGUCUUUCUCUGGAUUCUAGCCACAGUCCUGCUUCCCUCAGUAGCUCGGAAGCCUCSUCCUCCUCGUCCUCCUCGUCCUCCUCUUCCUCCUCGUCCUCCUCCUCCUCGUUUUCCGAGGAAGGGGCUGUCGGCUACAGCUCAGACUCUGAAAACGUGGACUUUGAAGAGGCGGAAGGGGCCGUCGGCUACCAGCCCGAGUACAGCAAGUUCUGCCGCAUGAGCUAUCAGGACCCCUCGCAGCUUCACUACCUGCCUUACCUGGAGCACGUUGGCCACAACCACACCUACAACAUGGCCCCCGGGGCGCAGGAGCCYGAGGAGCCCAAGCUGCCCAGCAACGCGGGCAAGAAGAGCGGCAAGGAGAAGCCCUCCGAGCUGCUGGACAAGCAGAUGAGCAGGGACGAGCACCGCGCCAGAGCCAUGAAGAUCCCCUUCACCAACGACAAGAUCAUCAACCUGCCCGUGGAGGAGUUCAACGAGCUGCUCUCCAAGUACCAGCUGAGCGAGGCCCAGCUGAGCCUCAUCCGGGACAUCCGGAGACGCGGCAAGAACAAGAUGGCAGCGCAGAACUGCCGCAAGAGGAAGCUGGACACCAUCCUCAACCUGGAACGGGACGUCGAGGACUUGCAGAGGGACAAGUCCAAACUGCUCAGGGAGAAGGUGGAGUUUCUCAAGUCCAUCCGGCAGAUGAAGCAGAAGGUGCAGAGCCUCUACCAGGAGGUGUUCGGCCGGCUGCGCGACGAGAACGGGCGGCCGUACUCGCCGAGCCAGUACGCGCUGCAGUACGGCAGCGACGGCAGCGUGCUCCUCCUGCCGCGCGCGCUGGCCGAGCAGCAGGCCCGGCGCCACGACAGGAAGCAGAAGGACCGCAGGAAGUGAGAGGAGCGGCACGA